This is a messenger RNA of Catharus ustulatus (Swainson's thrush), 5836 nucleotides long. RefSeq names its product major facilitator superfamily domain containing 13A (gene SLC68A1). The transcript has 9 exons. NCBI's taxonomy places the organism in Eukaryota, Metazoa, Chordata, Aves, Passeriformes, Turdidae. The record is from RefSeq and is a predicted model, not a curated record. Bases 184 to 1713 code for a protein of 509 amino acids.
GGCGGGGCUGGGAGGGCGCGCAUGCGCAGCCGCGCCGUGCGACGGCGAAGCGGCGGGGGAGCGCCGGUACCGGACGCAGGAGCAACAAUGGAUUGGUCCCAACAAAGAUGUAGUAGGUGUUGGGAGAAGACAUCUCACCUGAAAUGGAGGUGAUUGAAGCUGCUGAACACUGACUGCACCAACAUGGGGCUGCGACUGCUGGCUUGUGUUUUCCAUUUGCCCACUGCAGUGAUCUACGGGUCUCUGUCACUCUUUGUUUCCAUUCUGCACAACGUGUUCCUCUUGUACUAUGUGGACACCUUCGUCUCUGUCUACAAGAUUGAUAAACUGUCCUUUUGGAUAGGAGAGACAGUGUUUCUGAUCUGGAAUAGCCUCAAUGACCCUCUCUUUGGCUGGCUGAGUGACCGAGUGUUCCUUAGCACACAGCAGGCAGGAGCAGAGAUUUCCUCCCCUGAAGUAGUUCUGAAGAGGCUCAGAGCACUAAGCCACAAUGGCCCCCUCUUUGCCAUUUCUUUCCUGGCUUUCUGGGUUGCCUGGGCUCAUCCUGGUUUGCAGUUCCUCCUUUGCCUUUGCAUGUAUGACAGCUUUCUCACCAUGGUUGACCUUCAUCACAACGCCUUGCUUGCAGACCUGGCUGUUUCAGCAAAAGACAGGACUAGCCUCAACUUCUACUGCUCCCUCUUCAGUGCCAUAGGCUCCCUGUCUGUCUUCAUGUCCUAUGCAGUGUGGAACAAGGAGGACUUCUUUUCCUUUCGCAUAUUUUGUGUCCUGCUGGCCCUCUGCUCCAUUGUUGGUUUCACCCUGUCCACACAGCUGCUCCGCCAGCGGUUUCAGGCUGAUGGGAAAGCGAAAUGGGACCAGGAGUCAACCCUGAAAGAGCUGUACAUUGAGAAACUCUCUGUCCCCCAGGAGAAGAGGAUCACCCUGGCAGAGUAUCUCCAGCAGCUCUCCCGGCAUCGCAACUUCCUCUGGUUUGUCUGCAUGAAUCUUGUCCAGGUUUUUCACUGCCAUUUUAACAGCAACUUCUUCCCUCUGUUCCUGGAACACCUGCUGUCAGACCAGAUCUCUGUCUCUACUGGAUCCUUCCUGCUUGGUGUUUCCUACAUUGCCCCCCACCUCAACAACCUCUACUUCCUGUCGCUCUGCCGCCGCUGUGGGGUUUACGCUGUGGUGCGAGGACUCUUCUUCCUGAAGCUGGCUCUGAGUGUUGUCAUGCUCCUGGCAGGACCUGAUCAGGUGUAUCUGCUCUGCAUCUUCAUUGCCAGCAACCGCGUGUUCACAGAAGGGACCUGUAAGUUACUCAACCUGGUGGUCACUGACUUGGUGGAUGAGGACCUAGUCCUGAACCGUAGGAAGCAGGCAGCCUCAGCCCUGCUCUUUGGGAUGGUGGCUCUGGUCACCAAGCCAGGCCAGACCUUCGCCCCUCUGAUCGGCACCUGGCUGCUCUGUGCGUACACAGGCUACGACAUCUUCCAGCGCAACCCCCUGAACAACGUGGUGAGUGCCCAGCCCAAGCUGGAGUCUGCUGCGGCUUUGGAGCCAACUCUUCGCCAGGGCUGCUUUUACCUCCUGGUCUUUGUGCCCAUCACGUGUGCCCUGCUGCAGCUCCUCAGCUGGUCACAGUUCAACCUGCAUGGGAAGCGGCUGCAGGUGGUGAAGGCUCAGCGGCAGAGCCUGACACAAGGCCAAGCACCAGAGGUCAAAACAAUCUAAGGGUGCCUGAGCCCCCAGGAUGCUGCUGGUUCCAGAGGGCAGGGAUGGUGGGCUGAGAGAGCCUGAUGUUCAUGGUUCAGCUGUAAAAUGCUGUGAUGCCAAUGUUUACUCAUUUCAGGUGGUGGUCACGGGGGAAGGCAGAGAGGUUCAGCAUGUGAGGGACCUGAGAUAGAUCACUUGAUCUCAGGAACAAGAUCAUUUUAUCCCAGCCUGUCUCAGGGAGCAGAGAGCUCAUCAUUCCAGUGAAGAGGUGCUGGGUUACAGGUGCUAGAAACAGACACAUCCCCAAUGCACUUCUGCGUGCUGGGCAUGGCUCUGGGGAGCCACAGCCUGUCCAGCUGAGAAAGAGGAGACUGCACAGGGAAUCCUUCCUUGCUGGAGCCUUGCAGUCUCGGGGAGUGGAGUGGGAGGCUCCUGAGGGACCAAGAGACUGAGGGAAUGAUUGCUCUGGAGCAGGGAUGAGAGGACCUUGAAGGCCUUUCCCAGUAAUUGGUACAACCCUCCCACUUGCAGUGCUGUGGUUCUUGGACCAAAUCCACUCUUAAGCAUUUGUUAUUCCCGGGACAAUAGCCUGCCCAGCCAGGAUCUGCUGGGUGUGCUGUUUUAUGCUGAGGUUCCCUCCUCUGUAGCCGUGUAGAGGGAGUUGUUGCUAGUCUGGGAAAGAUGCUGGGCUUGAACUGAGUUCAGAGCCUUGAGCUGUAUCAUUUCACUGGGCAUCCCAUUGCAUGUGUUUAUCCCCUCUCCCUCUUCCUCUCCUCCCCUCCCCCUUCUACUCAGUGCUGUCAUAUAGCUAUACCGUGAGCCCCCUCCCAUUCUGGGCAAGAUCAAGAACCAAACCCUAAUCCAGCCGCUGGAAGUGCCUCCCUGCCCAGGGCAAUCCCAGGUGACCUGGUGAGGCAGCCUGGCACCCUCCCCUCUUGCAGGAGAGCACAGCCAGGAGGAGACAACAGGUCUUGCUUUUGUGCCUUCAAUUCCUCUUUGGAGCCUGUCUGACACAGCAGGGGGCAGUCACAGGGUUGGGGUUUUACCCCUGUGGGGAGGGGCAGACACCUCAGCUCCUCUGCACUUGAAACAGUGCCCGAGUUAGAUCAUCUCACCUGGCUGCUGAGCCAGGGACCCAAGGAGAGCAGGUGCUUUGGUCUCCCUGGUUUUGGCUGGGAGGAGAUAGGUAAUGACCAAAGGGGUCCCUGAGGCAAGGGAGUGACUCCUCAAUCCCUGUGCUGUUUGGGGACAGGCAGAAAGGAUGUGCCAAAGCCUGUGCCUGCCUGCUGCAGGUGGGGGGCUUGGCAGGCAGUGUUUGGAAGCUGUUGCACGUUGAGGGAUGUUCUUUGUUUAGUGCCAGGUUCCCUCUGGGGUCUCAGUCCACCAACCUGCCAUCUUGCCUCAGGACAUGGCUGCCUUCUGUCUUGGACCAAGACAUUCCUGCCGUGAGGCUGCUGUAGUUCUUAAUGUUUCAAUCAUAAGUUAUUUGUGCAACUUCUAACCAAGUUUGAGAAUGAUUCUCCAUUUCAUAAAUUAAAGAUGAUCUUUUUCUGAAUUGCUUAAUUAUUUUCUUUUAGCCAGUAGCUCUAGCCUGGUGGGGUUGAUGCAGUGCUGUGGGGACAGCGGUGGUUGGGUGGAAACAAGGGGACAGCUCCUUCUCCACAAAACUGCACUGAGGCUUGGCUGUUUCUGCAGGGGACAGAGGGGAUCACCUGCCUUGGAAGGGAGGUGUCACUUACCCCUGCUGCUUUGGAAGGCCCCAGAGUUAGGUCUGCCCUGUUCCAACACCAGUGGCUGCUGGGGACAAGACAGGACAGUCAUGGCACUGGACACUGUCCCACCUUCCCAGGGCCCACCUUGUGAGCACAGCUGUACUCAUUGCUCUCUCUGCAAACACCUGGGCUGGCACUGGCUCUUCUCACAACAGCAGUGGCAUCACCCUUGCUCAGCCCACGUUGCCCUGUUCCAGCCUUUCACCUGUCUGCAGUGACAGAAGUCUCAGAGAUAAUGCAUGUAAAGGAGAGUAGACUUGGACACACAGCUGCAGCCCAGGAAUCUCCUCCCCUAAAAACCAGGCCAGGAAUGGAAUCCUGGACCAAAGAUGGUGUCUCUUUGCAGAGUCUGGCCAGCAACAAUUCUGCACAGGCAAGAGAACACAAGUUACCUCCUUAAAAUUGCACAUGUGGGAAGAGGAGGCCAGGAGGCUUGAGUAUUGUAUAUGAAUGACUUUAUUUAAGUAUGCUGGGCACCACCAGGCAACAUGGUUUGGACAGUGUGCAAGGGAACAGUCAGGCAGACCAAAGGACCGCUAGGUUGGAGACAGCACCGUCCUGCCCCAUCACUGCAGGUUACAAAAUGGAGCACUGCUGCUGCAAGGCCAGCAGAGGGGCUGGGGGCAUGGAGAGCACUGCCUGGGGCACACAGUAAUGGAACUGAGAGGAAUUUGCUGGAAUUCCCCUCUGUGUGCUGCAGCAAACCAGCAAGAAGAGAACCAGUUUCCAAGCAGGUUUGGCUCUUUUUUGAUGGCUCUUUUCUGACAGGUUCUUGCUUAAAAACCAGUCUGCACUGAUGGAGGGAGGGGAACAAGCAGAACGGCCUCAGCUGGGGGAGACCUCCCCACCCACCUGCCUACACCCUCUCCAAACCCAUGGCUGAGCCUCAAGAAGUGGUUCCUGUAGUGGCAACUGGCUGCUGCAUACAUUCAUCUCAGCUGGGGCAGUGCAUUGGCCUUUCCCUCACCUCUGUGGCAAUCCUCCAGCUCUUGCCCCGCCUCUGCACCUGAGAGUGACCCCAAGGUGAUGUGUGGCAACGAACAGAAAGGAGAGAAACAGGGAGGAACUGCCACCAAGCAACUCCAGCUCCAUUGCUACUGCCAUGUUCUGCAGAAAACUAAUGGGAAAAAAAGAGAGCACCAAAUAAUGCACAAGUAAAACAGAACAGUGGCAUGCCCCAACACAAGCAGGUCUGCAGGCUGCCCAGAGCUGUUAGAGCAGUACAAGCAAAGCAGCCACCAGGUGAGCAGAAAGGCACCGCAGUGUAGCGGAACACAGCCAGCAGGACAGCUUCCUGCUCACAAACCUGCCACUCACACCCACCUCCUCCCAGUGCCCUUUACUGUCCUCUCCCUUGGUGUAUUCCCAGUGACCAGCAAGGCCCCAUGGAGCAGGGAUGGGGUGGUGCAGCAGGGCUGGCCCUUCUGCUAAGCGUGGGUGCUGUGCGCAGUGCGAACAUCGAGCAGCGGGGCAAUAGGUGUUCAAAGAAGACCCAAAGCAUAAUUCCCAGGUGCUGUGGUCAGUAUUUGAGAGAUCCUCAGACAUUUCAAUAAAUAAAACAAUUCUUACAUUACAAUGCACCUUCCCAAUUGUUAUAUUGCCCCAGAAUGGAUAAAGUACACAAGAGUUACGCCUGGCUGUGAAUACAUGCUCCCUUUGCCCUGACAUGGCAGGAAGGAGGGAAACAGCCUUGACUCUUACAAAGAACACGAGAAGUCAGCACUGUAAAUCUUGGCAGGUUGAGGGGGAACACGCAAGUGCUUUCACGCCCAUUCCGGGGUACUUGCUUCCAGAGGAGAAAAGGUAUUUAAAACAAGGUACGAGAGAAUAACCGUCUAGUACGAUAGCUGAUUAGAUUUGCUUUGUUCUACUCCAUGCAAUACAAACUAAGUCCUAUCGCCAACUUCUCCAGCUGUGGUGCAGACCCCACAUCAGGCUAAGAAGUUACACACUCAUACGCACACUCACACACCAAAACAGUGGGGGCAAAUGGACUUAACUGUUGAGAAUGUGCUUUCUCUUAAUAAAAAAUAUAUUAAAAACAACUUCAAAAAUCUACUGAUGGUGAAGACACCGCUGAAGAAGGAAGUAGCUAUGGGGCCUCAGCUAUGUCUUUCCAGACAAUCCAGGCAUUGCAGUCAGGCUGACUAAAGCCUGCACGAGCAGUCUGCAGUGGUUGGCUCCCUUCUGGCUUGCCAGGCAGUUUCUAUAAGCUGUUCCCUUUGUUUUUGCUUAUUUGUUUUACAAUGACAGAUGUGACUGUGAUACAGAAAAUAAGGGACUGAAAUGAAAAAGGAAUGGGCCAUUCUGGAGAAAUUUAGAUUGGUAUUUUCUCCUUUCCAUUAAAAAAAACAAAACAACAAAAAAAA